AUGACUCCACAGCAGGAAUCUGCGCAGGAAAAGUUGGAGCGAUCCAAUCGCUUAAGCUUGAUACUCAGAAAGUCUAGAGUAUUAAAAAGCAUAAGGGGAUCGAUUCCAGAAUGUGAUAAAGCCAAGGAUUACCUAAAGGCCAUUGAGGAGCAGUUUGUCAGCUUUGAUAAAGCUUUGGCAAACACGCUGAUGAAGCGACUUUCGGGCAUCAAGUACAAUCGAGCCAAGGGUGUGCGCGAGCAUAUCAUGGAGAUGAGGAACAUAGCAGCUCAACUAAAGGCUUUAAACCUCAGUGAAGAGAUGAGGAUAAUGCUCCCGCAUUGCAUUCUCGAACUCCUAAGUAGCUUCCCGGUCAUCGUGGUUACUCCAACGAAUUUUAACAUACGGAAUCUCACGGAUAUGCUCGGGAUCAUGAAUGUACAUGCGGCGAUUCGAUACAUGGAACACGUCGUGUACUCCCGCAAGCCUCGGUGGUAG
This is a messenger RNA of Ananas comosus (pineapple), 477 nucleotides long. RefSeq lists its product as uncharacterized. The coding region runs from base 1 to 477 and encodes 158 amino acids. Lineage: Eukaryota; Viridiplantae; Streptophyta; Magnoliopsida; Poales; Bromeliaceae. The transcript has 3 exons. The record is from RefSeq and is a predicted model, not a curated record.